Electrophorus electricus (electric eel) is the source of this 3663-nucleotide messenger RNA. RefSeq names its product EPH receptor B1 (gene ephb1). The record is from RefSeq and is a predicted model, not a curated record. Gene Ontology annotation, biological process: axon guidance; protein phosphorylation; ephrin receptor signaling pathway. Gene Ontology annotation, cellular component: dendrite; plasma membrane. Gene Ontology annotation, molecular function: ATP binding; protein binding; transmembrane-ephrin receptor activity. NCBI's taxonomy places the organism in Eukaryota, Metazoa, Chordata, Actinopteri, Gymnotiformes, Gymnotidae.
GCCGGUUGUUUACUACGGCUUGCGAUGUGACGCCCCGCUCGCCCCUGGAAUACCGGCCCGUGACAAGCGACGGAGCUCGAGAACACCGCGCGCCGUUCGGUUUUCCACGCGGGGAGGGACAGCGACGAACGCCCCUCGCCAUGACGCCGGAUUUGCUGACACUUGUGUGUGUGAUUACCGCGGUCUCGGCCCUGGAAGAAACGAUGAUGGACACUCGGACUGCGACAGCAGAGCUGGGCUGGACAGCGUACCCUGCAUCAGGGUGGGAGGAGGUGAGCGGCUACGAUGAGAACCUCAACACCAUCCGCACGUACCAGGUGUGCAACGUGUUCGAACCGAGCCAGAACAACUGGCUGCUGACCACGUUCGUGCGUCGCCGUGCAGCGCAGCGCGUCUAUGUGGAGAUGCGCUUCACCGUGCGCGACUGCAGCAGCAUCCCACGCGUGCCGGGCUCCUGCAAGGAGACCUUCACUCUACUAUACGAGAGCGACCAGGUCAUUGCCACCAAAGGCGCCACCUUCUGGACUGAGGCCUACCUGAAAGUGGACACCAUUGCGGCCGACGAGAGCUUUUCACAGGUGGACUUCGGCGGUCGGCUGAUGAAGGUGAACACGGAGGUGCGCAGCUUCGGCCCGCUGUCCAGAAACGGCUUCUACCUGGCCUUCCAGGACUACGGGGCGUGCAUGUCCCUGCUGUCUGUGCGCGUCUUCUACAAGAAGUGCCCCAGUGUGGUGCAGAACUUCGCCGUCUUCCCCGAGACCAUGACAGGUGCGGAGAGCACCUCGCUGGUCAUCGCCCGCGGCACGUGCAUCCCCAACGCCGAGGAGGUGGACGUGCCCAUCAAGCUGUACUGCAACGGCGACGGUGAGUGGAUGGUGCCCAUCGGCAGCUGCACCUGCAAGGCGGGAUUUGAGCCCGACAACAGCAACGUCUGCAGGGCCUGUCCUCCAGGGACGUUUAAGUCCACCCAGGGUACGGGCCUGUGUCUACAGUGUCCUCCCAACAGCAGAUCCACGUCUGAGGCCUCCAACAUCUGUGUGUGCAGGAACGGAUACUACCGUGCAGACGGAGAGCACCCAGAUAUGCCCUGCACCAGUGUUCCGUCGGGGCCGCGGAACGUCAUCUCGGUGGUGAACGGGACCUCGGUACUCCUAGAGUGGCACCCUCCCCGUGAGACAGGCGGGCGGGGCGACGUGACGUACAACGUGGUGUGCAAGAAGUGCCGUGCCGACCGCCGCGUCUGUUCGCACUGCGACGACGGCGUGGAGUUCUUCCCCCGUCAGCUGGGCCUGGCUGACACCCGCGUCGCCAUAAGCAACCUGGGGGCGCACACACUCUACACGUUCGAGAUCCAGGCUGUCAAUGGCGUGACCAACAGGAGCCCGUACCCGGCCCAGCACGUCGCCAUAGAGAUCACCACCAACCAGGCGGCUCCAUCUAUGGUGCCCAUAAUGCACCAGGUCAGCUCCACAAUGAAAAGCAUCACGUUGUCAUGGCCACAGCCUGAACAGCCCAACGGCAUCAUUCUGGACUAUGAGCUCUGCUACUAUGAGAAGGACCUGAUGGAGACUAACUCUACAAUCCUAAGGUGUCAGACCAAUACAGCGCGGUUGGAGCUCCGGCCCGGUACCGUGUAUGUGGUUCAGGUCCGUGCGAGGACAGUCGCGGGCUUUGGCAAAUACAGCAGCAAGAUGUGCUUCCAAACCCUGACAGAUGAAGACUAUAAAUCGGAGUUGAGAGAGCAGUUACCGCUGAUCGCCGGCUCUGCGGCGGCUGGCCUGGUCUUCAUCGUCUCUCUGGUGGCCAUUUCCAUUGUCUGCAGCAGGAAGCGUGCUUACACUAAGGAGGCUGUGUACAGUGACAAACUCCAGCACUACAGCACAGGCAGGGAGCUGUCUCUGAGACCAGAUCUGUCUAACUGCCACUCGCCGAUCGGCUGCUCGACUGCCGGCUCUCCAGGGAUGAAGAUCUACAUUGACCCCUUCACCUACGAGGACCCCAACGAGGCUGUUCGAGAGUUCGCCAAGGAGAUUGACGUCUCCUCCGUCAAAAUUGAGGAGGUGAUUGGGGCAGGUGAGUUUGGGGAGGUCUAUAAGGGUCGCCUGAAACUUCCUGGCAAGCGGGAAAUCUACGUGGCCAUCAAAACACUGAAAGCUGGCUACUCAGAAAAGCAGAGACGGGACUUCCUGUCCGAGGCAUCCAUCAUGGGCCAGUUUGACCACCCCAACAUAAUUCGCCUGGAGGGCGUGGUCACAAAAAGCCGGCCUGUCAUGAUUGUGACUGAGUUCAUGGAGAACGGUGCACUGGACUCUUUUCUCCGGCAAAACGAUGGGCAGUUUACGGUAAUCCAGCUGGUGGGAAUGAUGAGAGGUAUCGGAGCAGGCAUGAAGUACCUCUCCGAGAUGAACUACGUGCACCGCGACCUGGCCGCACGCAACAUCCUGGUCAACAGCAACCUGGUGUGUAAGGUGUCCGACUUCGGCCUGUCCCGCUACCUGCAGGAGGACACGCCUGACCCCACCUACACCAGCUCUCUGGGUGGGAAAAUCCCCGUACGUUGGACAUCACCUGAAGCCAUCGCAUACAGGAAGUUCACGUCGGCCAGUGACGUGUGGAGCUACGGCAUCGUCAUGUGGGAGGUGAUGUCGUUCGGGGAGCGGCCAUACUGGGACAUGUCCAAUCAAGACGUUAUUAAUGCUAUAGAACAGGAUUACAGACUCCCUGCUCCUAUGGACUGUCCCACAGCUCUUCACCAGCUCAUGCUCGACUGCUGGCAGAAAGAUCGUAACACUCGACCGCGUUUCUCCGACAUCGUCAACACACUCGACAAACUCAUCCGCAACCCCACCAGCCUAAAGGCCGUAGCGACUAUCCCGUCCAUUCCAUCUCAGCCGCUGCUGGACAGGUCUGUCCCAGAUUUCAGCACCUUCAGCUCAGUGGAGGACUGGCUGGCCGCCAUUCAGAUGUCCCAGUACAGAGACAACUUCCUCAACUCUGGCUUCACUUCCUUGCAGCUAGUGACCCAGAUGACCUCGGAGGACCUGUUGCGGAUAGGCGUGACCCUGGCUGGUCACCAGAACCAGAUCCUGGCCAGUGUCCAGUCCAUACAGCUGGGUCAGGUCCAGUCGCCCACUACCCUGGCAUGACUACAGGGGGCGCCGGUCGACGGGCCGGGCAGCCUGCGCCGCGGGCAUCAGCGGGCACGUCCUACCUCGUCAGAGCGCGCCAGGGUAGAAACCAUCAUCCUGAUCUGAGAGACGCAGGGCGUGAGUGGAGGGGGAGGGGCCAGAUCCCUGAGGGGAGGAGGAGCCCCACGAGCGUGGAGACGUCCUCCGGCUCUGUCCAUCUGUGGAGAGAGGACGACGCAGGGACGCCCGUCUCUCGGUCUGUCUGUCUGUCAGUCUGUCUGUCUGUCACAAAAUCAAGAUGCUCGACUUUUUUUUCUGAAAUCCCAGGAUGUGUACAGAAGCCCGAACGGAAAGUUCCCGACUUUUCACUCCUUCCAGUCCCUCCAUGCCGGUGUCGCGUGGAAUCGCCAUGGCGACCUGUUACUCUCUCUCAGCAUUUCAGAGAACAGUCAGAAACAGCGAAUCCCCACCGAGGGUCAGACGACACCUUACAAUGCACUCACCCCACCACACGCACACUCACACACACACACAC